CCAGAAUCACCCAACUUCAUCUGAGAACCACCAACAACCUUCAGAACUUCUAGAUUUUACUCUGAUUGUGGAGUUACAGUCGUGGGCUUCUAGAAAAGCCUCUGGACUCAGGCUCAGUCAUAGAAUCUGAAGUCUGAAGCUACAGCAAGUUCUGAAAAUCCUCCAGUGUGCUCCAGAAAGUGGUUCAGGAGUCGCAGCAGGAUCCAGGAUGUCUUCAGGUGGAUCAGAACAGUGUUCUGGAACGGGACCCAGAUUCAGCUCCAGAUCUACAUCCAAGCCUUGGGUGUUUAUCGCACAGCUGAUUGUCUGGUGUUUGGCCUCCGCCUCUCCAGUUGGUUGCCACAGUAACUUCUCAUCUCUAUCAGACGGGGUGAUGUCUGAUCUCCACAGCACCGACUCACCUCUGCGACCCAGAGCGGAGAAUGUGAUCCAGACCUCAGACCGAGACCCACAUCUGGUGCAAGAGACCGUGAACAAGCCUCUGUUGUCUCUGGAACACCACAACCUGAAGCACCCGAGCCAGCUGAGACACAAGCACGACAGAAGUCCUCACUCGCCGUCCAUCAACUCAUCUGCGGCGGUUCGCGAGACCCCAGCGUCGCCCCCUCGGUGCAUCCAUGUGACGUCAAUAAACACGGCCUUCAAGUACAUCAACACGGUGAUCUCCUGCGUGAUCUUUGCUGUGGGGAUCAUUGGAAACGCCACCCUGCUGAGGAUCAUCUGCCAAAAUAAAAGCAUGAGGAACGGACCCAAUGCUCUCAUCGCCAGCCUGGCCCUGGGAGACCUGAUCUACAUCGCCAUCGACAUCCCCAUCAACAUCUACAAGCUCCUGGCGAUGCAGUGGCCGUUUGCUGACAGUGCGUUUGGCCUCUUCCUCUGCAAACUGCUCCCCUUCCUGCAGAAAGCUUCGGUCGGCAUCACCGUCCUCAACCUGUGCGCGCUAAGUGUGGACAGGUAUCGUGCGGUGGUGUCCUGGUCUCGGGUACAGGGCACAGGUGUUCCCAUGGUAACAGCAGUGGAGAUAGUGGCGAUCUGGGUGCUGUCCAUCGUGCUCGCCGUGCCGGAGGCCGUCGGCUUCAACAUGGUCAACUUUGACUACAACAACGUCACCAUUAGGACCUGCAUGCUGGAACCCAGGACGCCUUUUCUCGCUUUCUACCGGGAAGCGAAGGACUGGUGGCUGUUUGGUUUCUACUUCUGCGUCCCUCUGGUCUGCUCUGUUGUGUUCUACGGCCUGAUGACCUGCGAGAUGCUCAGACACCAGAAAGGAAGUCUGAAGAUCUCACUGAGCGAACACCUCAAACAGCGUAGAGAAGUCGCCAAAGCAGUUUUCUGUCUGGUGCUGAUCUUCGCUCUGUGCUGGUUUCCACUGCAUCUGAGUCGACUGCUGAAAAAAACCAUCUAUAGAUCCCAUGAUGCUCGCCGCUGUGACUUCUUAAAUUUCCUGUUGGUGUUGGACUACUUCAGCAUCAACAUGGCGACCAUCAACUCCUGCAUCAAUCCCAUAAUCCUCUACUUCGUCUCCAAGAAGUUCAAAAACUGCUUCAAGUCCUGUCUGUGUUGUUGUUUUUAUUCUGGCGCUUUCUCUAACAGUCUGAUGCCUCUCCACCAUGGGACGAGUCUGCAGUACAAACACCCUGAUCACUGAGAGAGAGAGAGAGAGAGAGAGAGAGAGCAGACGUCCAACACCUGCACUGACCAACACGUCCACACACCAUCGCGUGUUAAUGCAGUUUUAAACAUCGUGUUUAUUACAGGCUAAUAUUUCUAUAUUUCUAUAUCGGGAACUUUAUGGUCAAAAGUAUGUGGACACCUCUGGUUUCAUUACACCCACAAUAGGAACCUGCUGAGUUGAUUUUGAUUUUUGAUAUUGAUGAGUUUUACAUCAGGACUUGUAAGAAGUGCAAAGGUCAGAGGUCGACUGACAGAAAUAUUUAAAAUGUGUAUAUGUAAUAUCAUGAAUUUUAAAUAACCAUUGUGUGUCUGUGUUUGUUUCUUCUAAUCUUUUAUAUAAGUAUUUAUCAAUAAAGUCAUAUUCUCAUCGAAGUUCAAGUCUGUUUUGUGUUGCACACGUGUGCGUUCGUGUGUCUAAUAAAU
Messenger RNA from Paralichthys olivaceus (Japanese flounder), 2097 nucleotides. Lineage: Eukaryota; Metazoa; Chordata; Actinopteri; Pleuronectiformes; Paralichthyidae. The record is from RefSeq and is a predicted model, not a curated record.